UGUGGAUAUAAUCGUAGUAAUCUGUGCUAGUCUCCCUAUUUGAAAUUCGGCGAAAUUAAUUUUGAAAAGUUCUUACCUUGCAGAUUUUUAAUCUCAGAUUUUGCGAAACGUGUUUAAAAACGUGUAUUAUUGCAUGUAAGACAUUGGGUCCAAAACUUACAGAAUGUUGAAUACAAUUUACGGUUCCAAGAAUAUGAGAAGAUCCAACAUACGAGAGGACAACACAAAUCCGAAGACAAUGCCCUUAGACAAUCUGGUGCAACAAAUUGAUAGCCAAGCACUUGCCUAUUAUCUGGAACAAACAUCAAUAUUUCUCAAGAGUACCAAAAAGGAUGUAUGGUUUCCCCGACUAUCACCACAUUUAGAUGCUUUGUUAGUUAGGAUGAUAAAAGAUGUGCAGAAUAUUACAAAACUACUUGAUGCAUUUGAUAGCAAAAGCAAGAUUUUUGCCAUUGAAAUUAUAGAUGCAUUAAAACAAAAUCAGAAUAUAUAUAGUUUGUCAUAUAGCUAUGAGAACAGUAAUAUUGACCAUGAUAUCCUGGUGUAUAGGAAAGUAUUUAAAGAUAAACAGUUGAACUCACCAACCAAAAAGAGCAACAUAAACUCUAGCAGCAAUUCACAGAACAAAGACAGUGAGAGUUUGAAACCAUCCAACAAACAGAACACCAGUCCCGACGUGGAUUGGGUCAAGGCAACUCUUAAAUUUGUCAAAGAUAGCACCUUGGACACAUUAGAAUACCCAAUAAUGAGCUUUGAAGAAGCAAAUCUAGUGCACUCUGUUGUUCGACUGCAAAGUGAUGUAGAUGUGACUCCCUUGGGCCCGCUGUGUAUCGAACUGCUGGAUGCUAUCAAAUUAUUGAACGAAACACAAGAGUUAAAAGCUAGUUACCUGUAUGUCGCUUCUGAUAAAGUCCGUCUGUCUAUUGAAAAGAAGCCUUUGAACAAUAACAACCUUAAAAAAAAAAAACUACCUCCACCGCCACCUGUCAAAAGUGACGGCAAAACGCAAGAAAAAGCAGAACUUAAUAAUAAAAAGACCUCAAACACUGUUACUGAAACGAAGUCUAAAUUCGCAAAAAAGUUGGAACUCCUCGAAAAUCUUGACAAAUCCUUCGUCAGCACUAGUCUGAAAAUGAUUUUAGACUUUCUAUCUACUGAGGAAGAGGCGAGUGUGAGAUUUAGGAACGCCAAUGAACAUCAAUGCACUUUCAUACAGAGCGCAUGUGCUAUAGCGAAAACCCCUAAGUUUUAUAUAUUAUUCCCUAGCAAAACUGUAGAUGUAUUGAAAAAUAUUAAUAAAAUUCUGUCAGAAAAUCAGUGUUAUGAUAUUAAAAUUGACGUCGCUAAGGUGCAGAAAGAUAAUAAACUGAGAACUGUUUCCUUAACAAAAAAUCCGAGAUUUUCAGAGAAGAAAAGUUUGGCGAAAGACAAUGAUCGGGUCCAUUCCCCAAAUUUUUCCUUGUCCAGAUCCGAAAGCAUAGAUCGGAAAAAUGUACCUAAGAAAAAUGUCGCCUUCCAAAGUGGUGGUAAGCUAGAACAUGUGACUGGUGGAAUCGUAACGGUGGAUAGAGCUAGUGAAACACCUAUGAAUGCAGACAAGCAAGAUAAAAGUGUUCCUGUCAAAGAUAAAGAGAAUAUAGUGCCAAAAACACAAAUAGAGAAUAAAAAUGUACCCGUCGAAAAUGUUAAGAAAGAUACACAAAAAAAUAGUAAAAUAGUGCCGACCGGUAAAUCGGUAAAGACCUCUCCUAUCACGGUCAAUAAAGAAAAUACCCAAACUACAGAUAAAACACCAAAGACAAAGAACGCAGAACAAAAGCUGGUUGAAAGCAAAGGACAGACUAGACUUUCUAGAAUAGAUACAAUUAAGCAAAAUGAAUCAUCUGAUACCAAGAGAGCUGUGAGCGUCCCACCGCAGACCAAAGACAAAGUAGAUGGUAAAACCAAAGAUACAGCAAUUGCAACAAUUGACAAUAAGGGGUUAUGCAUGAGAAAGCUCAAGUUGUUGAAUGCAAUGUCUGUUCCUAUGGAAAGUGAUAUUGCAAUGAGAAUGAUGAAACAAAUGGGAUGGCAAGGCGGCCCUCUGGGUCUCCGGGGCGAAGGCAUAACUGAACCAAUCGUACCUGCUUUGCAUUUGUCUCCCGGUGCAGGCUUAGGUCAUGUAAAACCCCAGAACAAAUCUAAAAUCACUGGCGCUUUCCGAUAUGAAUUCUUAAAAGAAGUACUGUACCUCUUGAAACAAGACUGGCAAAAGCGCAUCAUCGAGUUUAAAACACCACUUACGAAUUCACAAAAGAAAUAUAUCGUUAACACAGUACGGCUUUGUAAUGAGAGAAAAGAAAUUAGUCAGGAAUCUGAAGAAGCGGCUACAGUAGUGGUUAAUGAGGUUAUGGAGGAAUUAUUGUGUGAGCCUGAUGUUUGUGUAAGCUGCGCCUUUUCAGUUGACAAAGGAAACCUUGUUCUCACGAAAUACAUGAAACCCAGCGAAGCAAAAGAGCCCAAAACUCUACCAACAAACAAAGAUAAAGAAAUUAAGCAAAAGUGCACUAAACUACCUAUAUUAAUUACUGCGAAAAACGCCAAAAGCAUUGGUCAUCUAUGCAAUGCGACCGGUUCCGUAGCGACGAGAAAUGGCCUAGCUAUCAUUCUUCAAUUCAAAUUGUUGGAGUUUCUGAAAAGCGAUCUUCCAGAUUAUACAAUAAAGUUUGAUUUCGAUUUGUCCAAGAAGUUCGUUGCGUUCGCAAACUUUUUCGUGCAACGAGUUAAUGCGCGCGGUACGCCUGUUUGCCAGACUUCCAUCGAAUACGAUUUGGGUAUGGAAAUAUUGAAGUAUGCCAAAAACAAAAAGAUAUCUGUGGAUUGCGACCAAAAUAGCUUGGACAAGUUUGUCGUCGCCCCGUUUUACAUAGAAGACAAUUUACUACAACGAACAGACUGUUUGAAAAACCCCGAACCCAUCCGGCAAAGUGAUUCAUGGGAUGUAUUCUCUGUUUACAGAUCAAUAAUAUUCCGGCAACCUUUAGGCAAAUAUCCAAACAUUGAAUCUAAAGAACUCAGCGAUUAUACAAAUAAUAAUAAUAGUAUUACUGUUAACAAAAACAAAGAAGACGCUAAAAUUAUAGAAGAAGAACUUGACGAAGCCUCCGUUGAGGUUAUUCAAAAUGUUAUUGGAAAGGACAGUAAAGUAACAGGCAAUGUAGAAAACUGUGUAGAUGACUGGAACGAGAUCGCAUCUGACGAUUCGUUCGUUAUCAAAGAAGAAGUAAACGAGAAGACAUCUGCAAAUGAAAAAAUGUCUAGAGAUGUGUCUUUUAGUGAAGAAAUUAAACAAGAAUAUAAAAACAUAGUUCAUGAAGACAUCGCUGUAAACGGCCAAGAAAUACCAAAUUCCAACAUCAAUACAGAUAGCAAAAGAGCGAGAUCCGAUUCGGAUGAUUCAAUCAAACUUAUGAAGAAAACUAAAAUCGACGCGCCUGUCACUUAUUUAUUCCUAAAACCGAAAGACAGUGACGAUAUAAGCAAUGAUCAAGUGAAGAAAUUCCAAUCGGCUUUAGCUGAUAAAAUAUAUACUGCUGCAAAUCGACCUUUGCUCGAGUGUCAUGGCGUCGAAAAUGGCACGGUAAUCUACGGCUGUCAUAACGAAGUUGGCGUGGCACUUGUCAAAAGCGUUGCCAGCCAAAUGGAAUUCACUGUCAAAGAACAUUUCUAUCGAGAGGGGAGCAAUCGUAAAAUGAAAGUUAUCGUGAACAGCUACUUCGGUAUUAAUUUGAAGAAAUUCUUCAAUACCAUAGAAAGUUAUAAUGAUGGAUUAUCGACGGAAAGUUGGGCUGUUCUCGACGUCGAAGUGUCAAGGGGUCAAAUAGUAUUACUACUGGACAUUGACCAUGUAUCUCUCCAACAUAUUGUGGAUAACAAUUUCAGACUCUUUGCUGGCAUUGACAGAUUGCGAUUCAGCAUUGCGUGGGACUAA
Messenger RNA from Chilo suppressalis (striped riceborer), 3970 nucleotides. The record is from the annotation of a GenBank genome assembly. NCBI's taxonomy places the organism in Eukaryota, Metazoa, Arthropoda, Insecta, Lepidoptera, Crambidae.